UUCCCUCCCUGCUGCGUCCUGCCCUGCCAUGGCGACCCCCGCGGCCUCCGCUCUCCUCCUCCCCUCCCUUCUCCCUCCUCCGUCCCUUCGCUUUCCGCCCCGCCACGUCGCUGCCCCGGGCGUCCGGCGCCUCGCGCAGCCUCUCCGCGCCGGCCGUCCGCGCCUGCAGCCGCCAGCGCCUCCCCCGGUGGAGGAGGUCGCCGAGGAGCAGGAUGCCACGCCUCCGCUCAGGCUGCUCGAGCCGCCGCAGGAGGACGACCCCUUCCCGCCCGAGAUGGAGCCCGCGGACCCUGAUUUCUACCGGAUAGGAUACGCGCGGAUGAUGCGGGCGUACGGGAUUGAGUUCCUGGAAGGGCCGGAUGGGAUGGGCGUGUAUGCUUCCCGGGACGUGGAGCCGCUACGCAGAGCUAGAGUAAUUAUGGAGAUUCCCUUAGAGCUAAUGCUGACUAUAACUCAAAAGAAACCUUGGAUGUUUUUCCCUGACAUUAUUCCACUAGGUCAUCCUAUAUUCGACAUUAUUGAAUCAACAGAUCCAGAGAUGGAUUGGGAUCUAAGAUUAGCUUGCCUUCUUCUCUAUGCAUUUGAUAUAGAAGACAACUUUUGGCAGUUAUAUGGUGAUUUUUUGCCAGGGCCUAAUGAAUGCACUAGUUUGCUGCUGGCACCGAAGGAGGAUUUGAUGGAACUAGAAGAUGAAGAUCUUGCCUCAGAAAUGUUAAAGCACCAGCAACGAGCAAUUGACUUCUGGCAAAAGCAUUGGGACAAAGCAGUUCCUCUAAAGCUAAAACGCCUUGCCCGUGACCAUGAGAGAUUUCUCUGGGCACUGAGUAUUGUUCAAUCUCGCUCUGUCAACAUGAAGAUGAGAAUGGGAGCCUUCAUCCAAGAUGCAAAUAUCCUAGCUCCUUAUGCCGAUAUGUUGAACCACUCACCCAAUGCUAAUUGCUUCCUGCAUUGGCGCUUUAAAGAUCGUAUGCUUGAAGUUAUGAUUAAGGCUGGACAUGCUAUCAAGAAAGGAGAUGAGAUGACAAUAGAUUAUAUGAGUGGGGUGAACAGCAAAUUUAUGGAAAGAUAUGGUUUCUCAUCACCAACGAAUCCUUGGGAACUUAUAAAUUUCUCAAGCCCUGCGAAGAUUCACAUGGAUUCGUUCUUAUCGGUCUUCAAUAUUGCCGGUUUGCAUGACGAGCUAUACCACAAUUCUGCAUUGCCCUCAGUAGAAACUAACUUCGUGGAUGGAGCGGUUGUAGCAGCAGCUAGAGCAUUGCCAACAUGGUCAGAUGGUGAUGUUCCUGCAGUACCGAGUGUGGAGAGAAAAUCUGCUCAGGUGUUGCAAGAGGAGUGCCGCCAAAUGUUGGAUUCAUUCUCAACUACUAUUGAACAAGACCAGCAGAUCUUAGAUUCUGAUGUGCAUAUCAGCAAAACGCGUGAAAUUGCAAUCAAGUAUCGUCUACACCGGAAGAUGCUCCUACAGAAGAUCAUCGACUCACUGGACAUCUAUCAGGACAGAAUUUUGUUUUAGCUGUAUAGGCGCCGCAACGUUCAGUAGAACUUAGAACUAAUAUCAGUUGGUGUGUUAGUAGACUUGGAAUCAUUAGACAUUGGAGGUUUUCGAAGGGUAGCUGCCACCUCUUUUGUAGAGGAUUUUGUAGGGCUGCCCUCAUUGUAUUUGUAGGUUAACACUAGAGGAUCCCCACAAACGAAACAAGAAUACAAAUAGUUGUCAUUUUGGAAGGAAAGAUAGUUGAAAGUUUCAGUUC
Messenger RNA from Panicum hallii, 1751 nucleotides. RefSeq names its product protein PLASTID TRANSCRIPTIONALLY ACTIVE 14. Gene Ontology annotation, cellular component: plastid-encoded plastid RNA polymerase complex; chloroplast thylakoid. The coding region runs from base 29 to 1513 and encodes 494 amino acids. The transcript has 12 exons. Gene Ontology annotation, molecular function: protein binding; protein-lysine N-methyltransferase activity. Gene Ontology annotation, biological process: plastid transcription; chloroplast organization; thylakoid membrane organization. The record is from RefSeq and is a predicted model, not a curated record. NCBI's taxonomy places the organism in Eukaryota, Viridiplantae, Streptophyta, Magnoliopsida, Poales, Poaceae.